This is a messenger RNA of Chondrus crispus (carragheen), 1673 nucleotides long. RefSeq lists its product as hypothetical. Gene Ontology annotation, cellular component: membrane. The record is from RefSeq and is a predicted model, not a curated record. The coding region runs from base 1 to 1476 and encodes 491 amino acids. Gene Ontology annotation, molecular function: ABC-type transporter activity; ATP hydrolysis activity; ATP binding. Lineage: Eukaryota; Rhodophyta; Florideophyceae; Gigartinales; Gigartinaceae. The transcript is spliced from 9 exons. Gene Ontology annotation, biological process: transmembrane transport.
AUGGAUAGGGGGAGCAACUCUAUUGAAUCCGUCGUCAACACCGUCGUCUUCACUUUGUUCCCGACAAUCAUCGAAGCACUCGUAGUCACCGCUAUUUUCUUCAAGUUGGGCACGCCCUGGAUCGCCAUUACUACCUUAGCCACUGUCAUCGCGCCGAUAACAAGCUGUCCGGUACGUUCAUCAUCUCUCAUUUACUCAUACCUGCCUAACCACUCGCUCUCGUCACCUGACUCUCGUUCUGCCGUUGACAUCCUCAUCAACUAUGAGACUGUCAAAAUGUUCGGCAUGGAGCAAGAAGAAGCUUCGACCUACGCAGCUCUCCAAAAAGCUUACCAAGACAUCUACAUCUGGUUCCGUCUCACCCGCAACGCAAUCAGCCUGGGGCAGGACGCCAUCAAAUCUAUAGGUUUGGGAAGUGCCAUGGUGCUUGCGGCCAUCGGUGCUGCGCAUGGCAACUUGACCCCGGGAGAUUUUGUCCUGAUCAAUGCAUAUGCGGCGCAGCUUUUUGGGCCGUUAUUCUCCUUGGGCUCGACGUAUCGAACGCUAACCCAAGCUGCCACAGACUUAGAGAAGUGCGUCAACCUGUUGACUGAACCCAUUACCGUCCAGGAUGAUGCGAACGCUAAGCCGUUCGAAGUAGAAGAAGAAGCGCUCGUAGAGAAGCGCGUUGGCGACGUCAGGUUUGAGAACGUUUCUUUCAAAUAUCACGGUACGGAAAGAGGGUCAAGCGGUGGCCUGCGUAACAUCUCCUUCCAUGUUGCUCCAGGGAGAAUGGUUGCGUUCGUUGGAGCUUCUGGAGCGGGCAAGAGCACAAUCAUUCGGCUGUUGCUGAGAUUCUAUGAUGUCGAUAGCGGGUCAGUGUUUAUCGAUGGCGAGAAUGUAAGGAACUAUUCUCAGGAGUCUCUACGCAAGCAAAUUGGAGUUGUCGCGCAAGAUACGAUCUUGUUCAACCGAUCUCUGCGAUUCAAUAUUUCAUACGGCAAACCGGAUGCAUGUGAUGCUGAAAUUUAUGACGCUGCACGUUCGGCUGCUUUGGGAGACUUCGUUGAUUCUCUCCCGCUGAAGCUGGACACCAUUGUCGGAGAGCGGGGAGUGCGCCUAUCAGGAGGGGAACGACAGCGCGUAGGGUGCGCCAGGUGUCUGAUCAAGGCACCCGCUAUUGUUCUGCUUGACGAGGCGUCGUCAUCAUUGGACACGCAAACGGAAAGAGAAAUGCAGGCAAACCUGCGGGAAGUAUGCAAGAACCGAACCACGAUCGUGAUUGCACAUCGACUGUCUACAAUCAUGAUGGCGGACGAGAUCAUUGUCCUUGGCACAGAUGGCGCAGAAGAGGGCCUUGGUACCGUUGUCGAGAGAGGGUCCCAUGCUGAGUUGAUACGGCAGAAGGGGUCAUACGCCGAAAUGUGGGACUUGCAGACGUCGUUCGAUAACGGCGAGUUGUCAGAAGCAUCCGAAGUCAAGGAUUCGAAGAAGUGAGUUGCCCUCGAAAGCGGCGCGACUUUGCUCCAUAAAUACAGUUGUGGAAUGCCAGAACCCCAUAUUUGUGCACAUGCAUGCCAUCGCCUGACGAGCAGCAGUCUUGCCGACAACACACAGGGCUAGAGCAUAUUGCGAACUGCCUGCACCAUGAAGUGAAGACUGUAUUUUGAAAGUAAAAUUAACUGGCUUCUUCU